Messenger RNA from Closterium sp. Naga37s-1, 196 nucleotides. The record is from the annotation of a GenBank genome assembly. NCBI's taxonomy places the organism in Eukaryota, Viridiplantae, Streptophyta, Zygnematophyceae, Desmidiales, Closteriaceae.
GAAAGUCCUUCUUGCCGGCUACUGCUUUCUUCUUGCCGCUGUUAGGGGAAGGCUUCUACUUCGGCUUAAGCUUGGCGACUGCUUUCUCAACUUCCAGGUUGGCGAUCUCGCAAACAGCGGGAUCAAUCGGAAGGUCUUCAGCUUCUUCUAUCGCAUCAGCCUUUUUCUCGUCGAUCUCCCUAUUCUUCUCCUUCAG